Messenger RNA from Phaethon lepturus (White-tailed tropicbird), 814 nucleotides. RefSeq names its product formin-like protein 1. Lineage: Eukaryota; Metazoa; Chordata; Aves; Phaethontiformes; Phaethontidae. Gene Ontology annotation, biological process: cortical actin cytoskeleton organization; regulation of cell shape; cell migration. The record is from RefSeq and is a predicted model, not a curated record. Gene Ontology annotation, cellular component: cytosol. The annotation marks the transcript as partial. Gene Ontology annotation, molecular function: actin filament binding. The transcript has 6 exons.
AUGCCCGUCUUCAACUGGGUGGCACUGAAGCCAAGCCAGAUCGAUGGCACCGUCUUCACCGAGCUCAAUGACGAGAAGGUGCUGCAGGAGCUGGACAUGAGUGACUUUGAGGAGCAGUUCAAGACCAAGGCGCAGGGCCCCGCCUUGGACAUCAGUGCCCUCAAGGUGAAGGCCACGCAGAAGACUCCCAACAAGGUCACCCUCAUGGAGUCCAACCGAGCCAAGAACCUGGCCAUUACCCUCCGCAAGGGUGGCCGCAGCAUCCAGGACAUCUGCACGGCCAUCGAGACGUAUGACCAGCAAGCCCUGAGCCUCGACUUUCUGGAGCUGCUGCUGCGCUUCCUGCCCACUGAGUACGAGCGGACGCUCAUCGGGAAGUUCGAGCGGGAGCAGCAGCCGCCGGAGGAGCUCUCGGAUGAGGACCAGUUCAUGAUCCGCUUCAGCAAGAUCCCACGCCUGGCUGAGCACAUGAACGUCAUGAUCUUCCUGGGCAACUUCAAUGACACGGCCCAGCUGCUCAUGCCGCAACUCAACGCCAUCAUCGCUGCCUCUAUGUCCCUCAAGUCCUCCAGCAAACUGCGCAACAUCCUCGAGAUUGUCUUGGCCUUCGGGAACUACAUGAACAGCAGCAAGCGCGGGGCAGCCUACGGCUUCCGGCUGCAGAGCCUCGAUGCGCUCCUGGAGAUGAAGUCGACGGAUCGCAAGCAAACGCUGCUGCAUUACCUGGUGCGGGUGAUCACGGAGAAGUACCCCGAGCUGACCGGCUUCCACACCGAGCUGCACUUCCUCGACAAGGCGGGCACAGGUAGCGCCC